This is a messenger RNA of Scaptodrosophila lebanonensis, 6061 nucleotides long. RefSeq names its product general transcription factor 3C polypeptide 1. The record is from RefSeq and is a predicted model, not a curated record. Gene Ontology annotation, molecular function: DNA binding. The coding region runs from base 202 to 6021 and encodes 1939 amino acids. Gene Ontology annotation, cellular component: transcription factor TFIIIC complex. Gene Ontology annotation, biological process: transcription initiation at RNA polymerase III promoter; 5S class rRNA transcription by RNA polymerase III. Lineage: Eukaryota; Metazoa; Arthropoda; Insecta; Diptera; Drosophilidae. The transcript has 6 exons.
GCUGGCCAGUGCUGCCCAUAGGGGAAAAACAGUUAUGCGUACAUGCAACAGCUGCUGCUCAUGAAACACAGCUGCUUGCAAAAAAAUAUCGAUAUAUAUAUAUAUCGAUAAAAAUUAACAGCCGUAGCGGGUAACAACGUUCAGGAAGUUUCGCAAAGCAAACUAUUUUAUUGCUAAUUCAAAUAUAAUUUUGUGGAAUUAAUGAUGAGUGCCAUGUCAAGUGGCUCAUGGAUCAGUGCUGUAUUUGAUGAAGUAGCGCUUGAAGGCCUAGAGGGCGUUACCUUACCGUCCUUGUGGAUCCUGCUAUCCGAGCGUCUACAGAUUGGCACGCCCUUGCCCGAAAUCUUGCAGCAACAGAUCUGGACAUUGCUGCUGCGCUCGGAUAAAAAAGUUCAGUUCUUCGAACUACCUGUUCCGCGUGAAUUUGUGCCGAUUUACAACCGCCUCAAUGAUCACGAUGAAGAACUUGGGGUUCCAGUGCAGGCGGAGAAAUGUCCUUUCCAGCGCUAUCCCUAUGCUCCUGUGCAUGAUGGAUCGAAUAUGGGCAAUUGUAUCGAUUAUAUGACGCGCAAGUUGCUCAUUAUAAGCGAACUAAGCGGACUGACUGCAGCACAGGCCACAGAAAAAUGGGGCCAAAGGCUGGUUGUGGUGGCCUCGCAAGAAGAGCGCUAUAUAGCGCUGACACCUCACAAUGUGCAGCAGCCGAUCGAUCUGACGCCGCAACAAUAUGUGGUGUGGGAGGCCGUGGGACGCUCGCGCUACAAUGGCGAAACGACGGUGGGUCAAUGGUCGCUUUUAAAUUUCGUCAAAGACGCCAAUCUCAUGUUCUACAUAAAGAACAAGCUGCUGCAACUGCAACUUAUUACGGAUCAGCCGUACACGGAGAUGCGUUUCGAGCGCCUAGCUUACGCCAGAUUGCUUAUGCUGCCGCGUUUCUUUCGCAUCUACAAAGCCCACAUGCAAAUGGUAAUUGAAAAACUGUUCUUGGAGCUCAAGAGCAGGCCAACGGGCCAAAUACCUGUCACAGAACUGCAAAUGUGGAGUCCCAGUGUUAACAAGCAUAAAAGUGUGAAACGCCUAAUGACAACGCAUGCGUUUCGCAAAGUAUUUGAGAACCACAUUGUCCUGGAAUCCUCGAUUCGCAAGUCGGGCAAGCCCACAGAGCGAAAGGUGUCAGUUCUACAGCUGCGGAAUCCCAAUAUGACCUUCGACCAACUCUAUCAGGGGGAACCCGAAGUAAAGGAAGAGAAGGGUCAUGAGUAUCUGAGCGUACGCCAUUCCUACAUAGACAUGCCCGCCGAGGAUGAGUGUCUUCGUGCAAUCGAACGCUUUGGCACACGUGGGGUUGGUAUGCAUGAAUUGUCGAAUUUCGUAGGGCUUAAUACCCUUACUGUACGGGGUAUUAUACGCUUUUUGCUGCGAGAGAAACAGAUAAAGGACUAUCAGGAACACGUGGGAAAGCAGCGAAUCAUGCGCUAUGUAUCGGUCAAGCAAGCUGCGCAGGUGGAUGAGAAAAAGGAUCAGCUGAAGAAAACGCUACAAAAACUGCAGUGCAAAGAGGAACCGUGCGUGACCGAUAAUGCGGACGUUGUGCUCUUCGAUGUACCAGAAAUUGUCGCGAAUGUGUUGCCGCUGGUAUUGCAUUUCAAGAGCAACUUUCUGGAUACGAACACACAGCGACAGGUGCAGCGCAAGUCCUUAAUUGUGCAGCAAAUUGACGAGUGUUGUUUGCUGCCGGUCGCCGAUCUCCGUCACAGGAUUCAGGAAGCUGAAAAACAAAUGGGCUAUCACGAUUCGAUAUGCCACAAAUCUCUGCUGCGUCUGCUCUACACACUGCGAGAGGCGAAAGUCCUUAACGUAUAUCAAGUAACGCUGCAGCAUAAAAACCAGGUGCGGGUACAUCGCUUGGUAACACAUCCCAAAAUUGUGGUGGACCAUAUGCAGAUGCAGCGAGCAGUCCUGCGGCUAAAGAAUAACUUCCUCCUGAAUAUUGAGGAUCGCAAGCAGCCAAAGAAUGCUGUAGCCAAGCAGAUGAGGCCGCGUGUAGAGAACGUGCAGCGGAAGUUGCGAGUGGAGCGCUUGGGACAAAACGUUCGCUAUAAGCUCCCGAAAUUUAUAGUGGCACGUGCGAUGCAUGAGUUCCUCUUCUACCUGACCCGGGAGCUCCCGACGGAUAAGAAACCCAUGCCCAUCAGUAUAGAGUUGCUGCAACAUUGGCAGCGCAGCGAACCGACCUUGAUGCCCAAGGAAUUCCUGGAGGAGUGGCAGUCGCAGAACCAACCAAUACAGGCCUUUUCGAACGAAAUUAGUUGGCGGACUUUCAUAACACCCGUGCAAUGUUACGAUGAGAAACCAUCGGGUUGGAUUUAUUUCAUGGAUGCCGUCGAUCGCAUGCCUCUCUCUUUGUUCCAGCGCAUCUUCCGGCUCGAAAAUAUUGAUACGGACCGACUGGGUGCGUAUGUAAAGCAUCCAGUGAAGCAGCAUUAUCUAAUGCGGCAGCUACCAAUGGAACUGCAGGGGGUAUUGCCCCGCUUGCAUCAGCAAAAUCUCUAUAUGAACGCGCUGCGCCUGCUGAACAACAUGGGAUUGGUGCAGGUUACGGAUCGUAAGUUGGGACGCAACCCUCUUUACUGUUGGGUGUACGUGAAUCGCCUUACCACUCUGCUGGACACCACGAGCAGCGACUGCAACUUUAAAAUGAUCAAUCCCAAUUUGAAAUACGAGGAUAUACCCUUUCAGUUCGCCGAUCGUGAGGAUGUGGCACAUUAUUGGGCGCGACUUCAACAGAUUUGCAUGUAUACUAAGCUAGGAUUUCGUAGUAAAUGCGAUCCAGCUGGCCAUAAGCGUUGUGAACGGAUCAAGCCCCUGGUAUUUCUUAAAUACGUGGAGGACUUUGAAAAGGCACCCAUUGAUGAUACAGGACAUUUGCCAGGCGAUCAUUUGGGUGCUGCUGGCCUCAGCUCCGUGCUGUAUGCCCAUCAUUUCCAUCACUGGUCGAUGGUGCAGAAUAAAGGAGCAUCGUCGCUGGUGGUGCGUCAGAAACUACCCAAGACGGUGAAGCUGACUAUGCGGAGGACGUUACAGAAGGCUCGCGGUAAGACGGGUAGAAUAAUCAAAGGAACCAAGGAUGGGACUGCCGGUAAAAGCAAAAGUAAAGGCCCACGGGAUGAUGUCGAUCGCGAUGCCCUGAAGAACAUGCGCACUCUGCGCGUCUCCUGGGCAGCCGAUGAGGAUCGUGUGCUGAAGCUGGCACGCGCCAUCUCUUUAGUCAUCGAUGCCCCGGUGGCUACAUUUGGUCUCUUCAAUUUGGGCACUAUUUGUCGGGAUGUGAUACGCGAAUACCUCGGAAUACGCAACAAAACAAUUCAGGCUUGUGUCCGUCGUUUGCAGUUUCUAAUGAAGAAGAAAAGGGAUGUGCCUGAUGUUACGAACUGGGUAUACACCAUACAGACCGAACCGGAAUUCAAUGUUAUUAACAAUGUAAAUUUUCUGGACGAGCUCGCACGAGAAUAUCCCAUGCGUACGGAAUAUAAUGAGGCCCUGUUGGUGCAUAUCGUGCUGGCGAUGAUCAAACUGAAUCGAUUGGUCAAAGUGAAGAGUCGUUCUGCUGCACCAAAGUUUUUAAUUCCCGACCUCUUGGAGGACUAUCAGAAUCAGCUGCGUGAGUGCUCGCCAUUGAGUGGUGAUCAACAGCUGCACCACAGUGAUCCGACCACAGACGAGGAGCUGCAGUCGACUAUGGUGCAAUGUGUCCUGCAUAGUCAACUCUGCUCAGCAAAGGAUAAGACACUCUACAAUUUGCAGGCUUUCGAGAUAUAUAAGAAUUUCUCGGAGAGUGUUCUCAAUGCUGCAUUUCUGAAGGCCCGAACCGAUGGUCUUGUCGUGGCUCUGAAACGUCGCAACAUUCACAUGAUCAGUCGAAAUCUGUCCGGUCCCACAUAUUUGCUCUCCUCCAAGUACAAAAAUAAGUUAAUCUAUGUAAAGGUCAAUUAUGUGGUCUUCGAAGCAUACUUUAGUUUUGCUAAGAACGCACUGAAGAAGCUGAAAGAGACGCAAUUGGAGCCAAAUACGUUAAAAUGUGUGGAGCUACGAUCGCCAAAUUUCGCACAGCUCUUCUUCAUAGGUGAAGGCCUGUCAAAGGACCUUUUGCGUGUAUCUUUGCAAUUGCCAGCCAAUAUACUCACAGUUGAUACAAAGAGCAUGGCUCGGGACAGUGUCUCUGGAUCGGACCGCAUUUUGGAUCAUUACAGUAGCAUUUUUGAUAAUGCGCCGCAGACGGAAUAUUCCAAGCGCAUGGAAAGCGAAGGCAGUGGCAAACAGUCGUCUCGGGUACGCUUCCAUCCGGGCAAUCUAAACUAUAAGUGGCAAUGCAGUCCCUAUGAUCUGAUCUCUAAGUUACCGCAACGCGUGAUGCAUUUCUUUUGUGCGCUCAACAAUAUUGGCCAGCCUCUGCAGCUGAACUUUGCAAAGCUAAUGCGUCGGGAUCAUGUGGAUGGUGGCUUCGUCGACAUACCCGAGUGCCCCUUUUCAUGCAUCAUGCGUGCGGGAAACUAUUUAAAUGCCGUGGAGCGUAUUGUGCACGAGCAGCGGGAAAUUUUGCGGCAACUUGUGGCGGACACUUUGCCACAAACUUCCAUCCAUUUGUUGAACAGCGGCACCAAUACCAUUUUCAUAGAGUCCGGCACUCUGAUAUCUUUGGUGCGACAACUCGAAAUGUAUUGGCGUGAACAGGAGCAACCAUAUGAGAUCAAGGAUCUGGGCAAGACCAUGGCAGAACGUACACUUCACAGGUUAACCGACUUGCGAGCAAUUUGUCUGGCACUGCUCGACUACGAUCCGCAAAUGUGGGAUGCGGAUCGUGCCAAAGAAUCCGAACCGGCCAUUAACAAAGAGGAACGCGCUCGAGCUCAGGAUGUGUUUGUAGUCCAUUUGCCCAAAAUUAAGCUUCAGCUCAGUGCAAAGCAUGAGAUGGACGUGGAACUAUCAAAGAUCAUGGAGCAGGAAAUGGAAAGCCUAAACAAAGCUGUACUGGAUAAGGUGGCCAAGGAAACCUACUGGAACUACACCUCCAAUACUUUUGAGACGUUGCGCCCGCUAUUGGUCCAGCAAAAAUAUGACCAUCAGGCUAUACUACACAUUGAGGACAUUCUGAAGAAGAUUGAGCAACAUCCUUUGGGGAUUAUGGGCACUGAAUUGAGGUGCGUUUUCCCGCUGGGAAAAUUUUUACUUGAGGCCCUAAAUUUGCUAGCCAAUCACCAUCUCAUCAAGCGUGUAGGCGUUGCAAAUUUCGUAUAUGUGCAUAAGCUGCACAUACGGAACUGGGUCGUCCACACCUUCCACAUGAAACGCCUGAAUAGGGAACGUGUGGUGCCAGCUGAAGUGGCCAAUACGCCGUCAUUGCCGCUCGCUGUUGUUAAUGAGGCUAAACGGAAAAGGAAGCUAGUGGAAACGGCUGAGGCAGAUGAGCAGCCUAGCACCAGCAAAAAGGCUAAACUAGCAGAUGUGGAGCAGACAUCUAGUGCAAGCAGCGUUGACACAAUCGAUGACGAACGGCCACGGCGUAACCGCCAAGCCAGUGGCGCUGCGAUGGCCGAGGCAGACUUUCUAGCCGCUACUGUUGCGGAGAUGUCCCGCGAAUGCAUUGUGAUGCGUCCACAGCCCUGGAUUCGUUUGAAUGCAACCAUAAAUCGAAGAGUCCUCGAUCGCUGGCUGAGCACGCUUGUCAGUGAAUGCAUCUCUCGCAAUGGCUGCACCGUGCACAGCAUUUUCCAGCGUUAUCCCAAUCUGGCGCCUGUUGACAUAAUGCUACUGUUGGAGCUGCUGCGCAUCCUGAAGUGCAUACAUCUGAUGGAGAUUCAGCAGCAGUCGGUGCAAGUGGAGAGCGAAUAUGAGGAGUGCCGAGAGGAGGAAGUCACAGAGCUCUACGAGCCAGCCAUGACGUAUAUUGUAACGCACAGCGAUGCAGUUGGACGAUUGUCCAAUUUCAUUGGUGUUAAGAAAUACAACAUCGAAUUCAUAUAGCUUCCGAGUAACAAAUAAAAAUAACCUUUUUUCAAACACA